Molecule: messenger RNA, 192 nt
Organism: Laccaria bicolor S238N-H82
Lineage: Eukaryota; Fungi; Basidiomycota; Agaricomycetes; Agaricales; Hydnangiaceae
Exons: 3
Coding region: 1-192 (63 amino acids)
Source: RefSeq, a predicted model, not a curated record
AUGUAUAAAAGGACUGGGUUAGCUUUGUAUUCGAUAGGAUUCCAUUCCUCCGCUUACCUUACUACCCUCUCCUCCUUUCCCUCUCGAUGGCGACACCUUUCACUCUAUCUUGCUUGCUCAUCGUCAUCAUCGCCCCCGAUCGUCGUUGGAGUCGUCCGUGAUGCCGCCCACAGACUCUAUUGGAUGUUCUGA